GAGAUAUAUCACUUACAAAGUGCAGAUCUUGGAGAACGUGUAUAAAUCUGCGCUCUCUUGUGAAGACUCUACCGGGAGUCGUGGUGUGGGUGGAGCUGCAGGUUCAGUCGCGCUGUACCAGCUCUCACUCAGUUGAGAGGAUGCCAGCAGUGGGGAAACCAUCGCUUGGAUGAAGAAAGCUGAAAUGGACCUAAGUGCACAUUCAGUUUCUUCUUUUCUUGAAUACACCACAGAGGAACUCCAAUAUCAUUUUCAGAAAAUGUGAUUUGAUUUUUGUUUUCUGAACAAGCAUUUUUUUUGGGAAGUGUUGGUCUGUGUGUAUGGUUCUCUUACUUCAAACAUAGCAUGGAGUGACAAUGAUGUUUUCAUGAGAAAACUUACACUAAACUUCUCUUUAUGGAGAAAAAUGACUGACUCUAACUUGAGGAAUAAAAGCAACUAUGGGCUGUAUUUUGAAACGUUCAACGUGUCCGCUCUGGAGCACGUCUUUUUCGACGACAACAUCACCAAAUGCGGUAACUUCACCAUGGACCCGCAGGUCGUCGGCACCGGGAUCUUCCUCGCCGUUUUCAUUCUGGUGGCCAUCGUCGGGAAUAUUUUGGUCAUCCUGUCCGUAGUGUGCAACAAACACUUGCAGAACAUCACAAACUUCUUCAUCGUCAACUUGGCGAUGGCAGACCUGCUGCUGAGCAUCAUCGUGCUGCCCUUCUCCGCAUCCCUAGAAGUGCUGGGAUGCUGGGUGUUCGGCCGGGUUUUCUGCAACAUCUGGGCAGCUGUGGAUGUGCUCUGCUGCACCGCCUCCAUCCUAAGCCUCUGCAUCAUUUCCAUAGACCGGUACAUCGGAGUAAAAUACUGCCUGAAAUACCCGAGCAUUAUGACCGAGAGGAGGGCAGUUGUUAUUCUGGUGCUUGUCUGGGUGUCCUCCACGGUGAUCUCCGUGGGUCCCCUCCUGGGAUGGAAGGAACCUCCGCCCGAGCAUGAGACCGUGUGCGGGAUCACGGAGGAGCCGGGUUACGCGCUCUUCUCCUCUCUCUUUUCCUUUUACCUCCCGCUCAUGGUCAUCCUGAUCAUGUAUUUUCAGGUGUACAUAGUGGCCCGCAGGACCACCAAGAGUCUGGAAGCGGGAGUCAAAAGGGAGAGAAACAAGACCGCAGAAGUUGUGCUGCGGAUCCACUGCCGCAGCGUGCUGGAGGACGCGCGCUCUGCCAGCUCCAAGAACAGUAAGACUCAUCCGUUCAGAAGUUCCCUGUCUGUGCGGCUCAUGAAGUUCUCCCGGGAGAAAAAGGCUGCCAAAACUCUGGCCAUCGUGGUUGGAAUGUUCAUCCUCUGCUGGCUGCCUUUCUUCUUCUUUCUGCCGUUAGGUUCUUUUUUCCCAGCACUAAAACCAUCGGAAUCUGUGUUUAAGUUUAUCUUUUGGCUGGGAUACUUCAACAGCUGCAUCAACCCAGUGAUCUACCCCUGCUCCAGCAAAGAGUUCCAGCGGGCGUUCACUCGGCUCCUCAGAUGCCAAUGUCACCAAAAGAGGAGGGUCCUGCGCCGCUUCUAUGACCAGAGGUGGAGAACAGCUGUGAAGGGAAUGACCAGGGAUCAGAUGAGGGACUAUGCUGCUGGCUAUCCAAUGCAUGAAUCUUGUGGAAGGUCAUUGAUACACAAGAGGAAACAUUGCUCCCUGGGGUUAAAGAAAUUGAGCCUUUUUUCACCCCUGCAAAAGUCCUCCUUCCAGUUCAAAGAAAAAGUGAACGAUCUCUCCAAUAAAAUCAAAGGAGGAACAGGAAAAGGCACCCCACCUGCCCUGGGCGAGACUGAAACAGUGGAAACAGUCUCUAUGGGGAUUUACAAUUCCUGUGAGCAGAGCAGUUUUCAGUUCUACGACUUGGCAGAGUGUUACGGCCUUAAAGAGACUGACAUUUAGAGAGUCUCUGAGGACACUUUUAGCUAUUUUCAAAGGACCAUGCUGCUUCUUCUCUCCAGACACUGUGAUGGAGCAUACUUCUAUGGUCAGAAAAUACAAAGAACGGCAAAACUAAGAGUAAUGACUUGACACCAGCACAAACUGGACUUAACCUUUGUUUCAUUGCAAGUUGUGUUUAUGUACAUGAUAUGGAUAAAAAGUACAGUUUUGACUCCCUGGAUUUAUAUUUAGUCAUUUUAACACACGUUCAUGUUCCUCAGCCCAUAACGUGGGUUAGUCUGUGUUGAUGUAUUCUGUUAAAUUAUAUUUCUGACAGCCUCCUUGUGUUCAAUUAUUAGGCAACUGAUGAUGUGUAAAAUGCAACUGUGACAUCUAUGAUUUAGAAAAAAUAGGAAGAACAAAAAUCUUCUAGCUGCUUGGAGAAAGUGCAAGCAUAAAAGUCAAAAGUGCAAUUUUUAUUGUUGAUUCAAACUUUGGAGUGUAAUAUAUCAGAAAUAUUAUAUUCCUUCUGAAAUGUUUGUAAAGUUGCAUUUGUAGGGCAAUCUGAUACAAAUAUGUACAUCAAAAUGUAAUUUGCCCUGCCAAGUGAUCGCGAAUGUGAAAUAAAUGUGCUUCUUUGUGUUUUGUAAUGUAAUGUUUUUGUCAGACAUAAAGCAAAAUAAAAAUGGGAGAAAAAAUAUUUGAGAAAUUUUUUUUUUGAGAAAAAUACUUUUAUGCUUGACAAAAGAACACACUGAUUAAUGAAUCCGCUGCAUUUAGAAAAUGUCAUUGUUCGAUUUGGACCUUUUUCUCUAUAAGACCAUUCAUAUAUAUUUUUUUGAUUAAAGGUUAUGCUUGGUAUGUUCUAUAAAUUAUUCUUAAAAGCAACAAAUUAAAUGUACAAUCUCUACACACUUUAUUUGGCUGUGCAAAACUAAUGUAGUUGGAGUUGAUAUCUGUUCAACAGGUUGCUGUUUUGUUCUAAACUAAAGAGCUAUUUCACCUUUUUAA
Molecule: messenger RNA, 2902 nt
Organism: Xiphophorus hellerii (green swordtail)
Lineage: Eukaryota; Metazoa; Chordata; Actinopteri; Cyprinodontiformes; Poeciliidae
Gene: adra1d
Product: adrenoceptor alpha 1D
Exons: 2
Coding region: 368-1912 (514 amino acids)
Biological process (GO): cell-cell signaling; positive regulation of MAPK cascade; positive regulation of vasoconstriction
Cellular component (GO): plasma membrane
Molecular function (GO): alpha1-adrenergic receptor activity
Source: RefSeq, a predicted model, not a curated record